CUACGUUGUUACUGACUGACUGACUGAGUGCAUCCUGUGUACCUACCAACCUGAUUAAAGCUCCAAACAUUCGUUUUCCUAUCACGGAAAGACAGUGAGUAGAACUUCCCUGACUGUAGCUGUAUACGCGUGGCCCUGAGAGAGCAUGUAGAGAGGGUGAGCUGACACUCCUCACCCUAGGCAGUACCAAGGCAGUUGGUGGCAUGGGAAAAUGUUUGAAUUAACAGUCAAAGAUACAUAUAGUCAAAUGAAUACUGCAGCAUUCAUGCGUGUACUUAAGAAAUAUAUAACAUACUUCUAUCUUCUUUUAUCCUUCAACAAAUGGAUUUCCGGGUAUUAUUUAUUCCACCUCUUAUUUUUUUCUCAAAAUAUCCUCGAUCUGUUAUUGAACUGAACUCUAUUUUCAGGCCUACAGUAAUUUGAAUAAAAAAUUAGAGUUCAAAUUUGCUGUGUCAUUAAUAAAUACCUAAUUAAUCAUAGUGACUAGACAAAUUUCACAGUGCAUUAAUUCAUUUAUUUUUUCAGAAGUUUAUUAUAUUUAGUUUGAUUGCGAAAGAAUUCAAGGUGUGUAAAACUAAAAAUGGUUGAUCCUUUCUUGUUGUUCUUCGAUUUGGGUAACCGUAUAAUUUUGAUAACGUUCAAAUAAACAGUCUAGUUCAAAGCGGAGUGCAUAAACUUGUUCACUGCGAAUAAAUUACACCAUUCAUUUUAUUUAUUAAAUUAACAUAAUAAGGUUUUUUUGGUUAAUCCCUUUUCAAUCAUUCUGCGUAUUGCGAAACAUUAAGGUUGAAAUCAUAGUUCGUGUUAUUUUACCAUUGAAAAUCUCUGUUUGAAAUUUAGUACUCCGUUUAACACCUCAGUGGAACUUUUAAUCCUUUUCGAUCAAGCUAGGAUUACUUCCCUAUAACUGUACUAUGUUGGUAUGUACACAUAUACAUUCAGUGACAUAGAAAUCAAUUUUACUUCAAUAACGAUUCCACGUAUUUGCUACUCAGUUUUCUACACAUAGAGAUCACAUCACUUCAAUAAUAUCUGUUGUCACAAAUAACAAACUUUUCUUUAAUAUUUAUUAUCAAAUUGAAUUGUUAAUUGCAAUUGUAGCAUUUAUAUUAUGAUUUAGUAAACACUAUUCUGACCUUAAGUUUGUUGUGUAUGUGUUACCACGUAUUUGAAUGAUUGCCUAAUCAAUUUAGCAUAUAUUUAUAUAAUUACACACCGUUAUUUUUAUUUUGAGUAAUAAUCUGAAUUGGUUGACAACUUUGAUUUAUUGUAAGUGUCCUAAUACUCUAGUUAAAAUAAUUGUCAUUUUUUAUGGGUUUUGAUCGUACCUUAUUUGUUAAUUCAUAUCACCGCAACUUAAUCGAUAGGAUUCUUCAUCGCAUUAGGCAUAUAUGACAUUGAUCAUUACUCAUAGGUUAGUCAAUGUAAAUAUCUCAAUCUUACAAGAGGUCAUUUUCGAUCCUAACAUCUUAAUGGUAACGUCUCCGACUCUGAAUUUGGUUUAUUAAGGUUUGAAUCAGAUAACGAGUACCGGGGUUUCUUGCCGAUCACUUCCAAUUCUACUUAGCAACUUACAUCGAUCUGUUAUUAGUUAGCAUCAUAAAGUCAAUCAAACUAUGUUGAUCACUAAAUUAAACACUUAUACCAUUGUGGUGUGUACUACUUAUAUCGACAUAAGUGGUAUCUGGUGUUUGUCAGGAACGGAAUGUCUGGCAGCAGAGAGACAAGAAGGUCGAACAGUAGAGAUUGGGAACAGAAUGCAAUUUUUAUGAAAAUGCAAAAACAAUGAAGUCUGAGUCAUAAUGAGACAAUUGAUGGACAUUUUGCAAAUUAAGCAUUUACUUUAUGAUUGUUAGAUUUUAUUAGCAAGUCCUGUAAUUUUGUGUCAAAUACAUUCGAUUGUCCCCACUGGUGUUCUUGUUCAUUGCACCAUCACCAAACGAUCUAGCUAGAGAGAGCAAUGUAAAUCGGUUGAAAUAUGUCUAACAGAUGAGUAGCAAAAGUCUAAUUACUUAUUCUCUGAUUACGAUAUGGAAUGACUUCACUGAAUUGUUCACAUCUGUCAGUUCAUGACGCGUUUGUAAAACAAAAGAUAAGUGUUCUGUAUUGUUGUAUCUUGAUCCUAUUGGUUAAAAAGUCCGAGAGAUCAUGGAUUUCAUUGUCUUGUGUUGUUAUUGGCCGAAGUUUACAAUGGAAGCCAGUGAGAAUUCUGUUGUAAUUUCCUAACUCAUUCUUUAUAAAACGUUGGAUAAACACUUCAAAAUAACAGAAGUUUCUCUUGAUUGUUUGUCUUAAAUCACAUUUAUGAUUCAUUGCCUGAAUUCGCAUGUUUCUAAUAAACUUAAAUAUUAGACUUCAGUAAAUAUGUAAUACAGUAAUGGUUUAUUCUUAAUUGGAUUUGAUAAUAUAAAGGCUAUUCUGUUAGGACUAGUGAAAUCGAAAUGUUUGUCUCUUAAACGUUAAAAUCAGAAAAUGAAGGAAAUGCUUGUCAGCUAUGUAAAUCUCAUGAUUGUGUCAAUAAACAGAACCAUUCAAUCGUAGUUCAUAAGUUAUUUGGAUAUGAUAAUUUUGAGCAGAACUGAAGACGUACUAGUAACUUGUAUCGAACUCAUUUCUGAUGGCUUUAAGGAGUACUAUUUUUGUCGACAUAGUAACUGAACUUUCAUUCUUUAUAGCUAAGUCUGUUUUUUUUCGGACAUUUAAAAUAACAUGCUGAUUUUACUUAACCAUUAAAACCGAAGGAAUACUGGUCAUCUACUUCGUCUUAGUAUAGAAACCCUGCGAAAUGUGCAUCCACAACCCUAUCAGGUAUCGAUCUUAUGUCUUUCAGGUCUUAUAACCGAACACCCUAACCUAUAAACCACUGAGAGGGAGUGCAAUUAUUUGCAUUUUCAACUCCAGUUAAUUUUUAAUUUGUUAUUUAUUAGAAGCUAAGCAACCGAAGAUCAUAUGUUUUUGUGUAAGGCAUCACAUCGCUGUUUUUAUUUUGACCAAUUCAACUUUCUAUGGUCUCAGAUCAUAAUUAUCUUCAAUGUAUAUUCAUUAAAUCAAGUUGCUUCAUUAUUAUUGCGUACCUAUUGUUAGCUAGAUUCAAGAUGAAUUUAAUGAAAUUGCAAUAAAUAACCAUUUUUACCCGACACAAUCAAAAGAUUCAGGAAAAUUAGAUGGUAUUAACGCAUUGACCAUAGUGGAUAGUGAUCGUUGAUUAAGUUGAACAUCUGAACCGUUGAAUUCAAAUUCAGUUGCUUAAUGCUAUCUUUAUGAACAUGAGAGUUUCAUGCUCAAUUUUAAACAAGGCCUUCGGUUGAUAUUUUAUAUUUCUCUGCGUGCCAUCCUUCAUGUUGUUUAUCCCUUCAGAUUGAUCAAAUUCUAUCAUUUAAUUUUCAACGUCACCACUCAGAAUAACUUGAUAUCACAUUGUCGUAUGCUUGAUCUUAAAUAGUUACUGGCGGGAUGGGAGUAACAUUAAGUAACCGCUUAUCUGAUAGAGGUCGGUACUCAAUGAUUGGUUGUUAAAAUAUAAUUGUAUUUACUUGAGCAAAAAAAAUAAUCCAGUAUUAUCAGAUGUGGUGGCUUUUAAAGCAUCUUAAUUGUAAGUCUUUUAUUAUAUUUUUUUCUCCUAAUAUUUCCUCUUGAACCUUUCUCUUAUACUUAUUUUAAAGGCUUAUUCAUACCUGUCUUUUAUUAAUAUUAUUCUUUUAAGAUAAACCAGUUAGAUGGAGGUAUUUCUAGGUCGUUCGAAAGUGAAAAAGCCCAUGCAAUUACCACAGUCAUCAUUAUCGACAACAUCGUCAUGUUUUCUGUCGGGUAGUAAUAGUAAUAGCAGUAGUACUUUACCAUUUCCAAUAUUGUUUAAAGAAGAUUUUAUGGAAUUCAAUUCUGAUCAUGAUGAUAACAAUAAUGAUGGUAUAAACAGUUGUGAACAGUUUACAUUUCAAGCGGUUUUAUUAAAUGGUGCCAAGACAUUAAUCACUGAUUUGGAACAAAUCAAGAUACUUCGAAAAAGAGGUUGUUACGGUUUUAGUCAGAAUAAUGAUUUUAAUCUUCGCAAUAAAGUCAACAGUAUACCUAAAGAAUACAGUACAGAUGAUGACGACAAUGAUGAUAAUGACGAUGACGGCGGGGAUACUUCAGAUGCAGAGAAUUCAAUUUAUGACUUUUGUAUUUCAAAAGGUAUUGAAAAAACAGAUGAAAAUAUUUCCAACGAAACGGACGUUACACAUUUAAUAUUGAAUGAUGUAGAAACGUUAUUUUUACUCCAUGGACUUGGUUGUUUAGACGUUUACUUGCCACUUAAUGGAAAUUCACAGUUUCAUUCAACCAUUGAAUGUAAACAGCCGAAUUCGCUGUCUUUGACUGAGGUCUGGUUUUGUUUGUGUACAGGAUCUGUUGAUUCAACUUGUUUACAAAUUCAAUCAGCACGAAAACAAAUUGAAAAGUAUUCAGAAAAAGAGCUCCAUCUAUUACGCCGUUAUGCUGUAUACAUAUAUUAUAGAUCUAAGGGUUGGAUUGUACGCCCCGGAUUAUGUGUAGGUGGUGCUGAUUACCUACUUUACGCUGAAGAUCCCAAUUGGAGACAUGCUUCAUUUUGUGUUCUAGUUGAUAGGGAUUCUACAACUAAGGAUGGAGAACAAAUGAAUUGCAGUUCAAUAGCUGCACGUGUUCGUGUUGCACAUUCGGUUGGUAAACGUGUGAUACUCUGUCGCGUAAGUCUUCCGUCAAUCGAGGAGUUUUCUAACAAUCCAUGGGAAGCUGUUCGAAAAACAACAAUUAAGGAAACUCUCAUUGAUUAUUGGAAACCGAAAGCUAAAUAA
This is a messenger RNA of Schistosoma margrebowiei, 4814 nucleotides long. Lineage: Eukaryota; Metazoa; Platyhelminthes; Trematoda; Strigeidida; Schistosomatidae. The record is from the annotation of a GenBank genome assembly.